Molecule: messenger RNA, 768 nt
Organism: Pseudogymnoascus verrucosus
Lineage: Eukaryota; Fungi; Ascomycota; Leotiomycetes; Thelebolales; Thelebolaceae
Gene: MED7
Product: mediator complex subunit med7
Exons: 2
Coding region: 1-768 (255 amino acids)
Biological process (GO): regulation of transcription by RNA polymerase II
Cellular component (GO): core mediator complex; mediator complex
Molecular function (GO): transcription coregulator activity
Source: RefSeq, a predicted model, not a curated record
AUGGCAGACCAACAACAAGGGAAUGUUCAGGCAUCGGCCUUUCCAAGCCCACCUCCGUUUUACCAGCACUUCACCGAAGAAAACCUCGCCCGUGUAGCCAUAUUACGCGCUGGGAGGGAGUCCGACUCAAGCCAAAAAGAUGAUUCACCCAAAGAACCUGAGUUGCGAGGCGAUCUCCAAUACCUUCAACCGCCAGAGCCUCCUGCCGAAGGAACGUACAGGAGCUUUGGCGACCUUUACAAUUUGAACGACAUCCUACCGUCCCUUACCGAGCAAGGAAUAGAACAACUCUACUCCCCUCCUGCCACCCCAUCAGGCUCUGGCGCAGGAUCAGACCCACAAUCACAUUCAGAUCGCACGUUGAUCUUAAAACGAAUUGCGAAGUCUUUACUAUUGAACUUUCUUGAACUCAUGGGCAUCAUGAGCGUCAACCCUGAACAAUAUGCAGAGAAGAUUCAAGAUUUACGGACACUAUUCAUAAACUUCCACCACUUAUUGAACGAAUAUAGGCCUCAUCAGGCGAGAGAGAGUCUGAUAUUAAUGAUGGAGGCUCAAUUAGCAAGGUCAAAGGCAGAAACGAACGGCAUUGAAAAUAUGAAAACAAAGGUGGAAGGGAUCCUGGCGGGCUUGGGUCAAGUGAACAUUGCCCCAGAAGAAGCUGAGGAGUAUAAAGACAUCAAGAAGGAUCUUGAAGAGUAUGAUGGUGCGAAGGAUGUAUGGGAUGAGCUACACCGCGAGUAUGGCUUAGUUGAGCCUGGAAAAUCCUAA